Messenger RNA from Armigeres subalbatus, 10688 nucleotides. RefSeq names its product protein sprouty (gene sty). The coding region runs from base 1777 to 3552 and encodes 591 amino acids. Lineage: Eukaryota; Metazoa; Arthropoda; Insecta; Diptera; Culicidae. Gene Ontology annotation, biological process: negative regulation of MAP kinase activity; negative regulation of Ras protein signal transduction; negative regulation of fibroblast growth factor receptor signaling pathway. The record is from RefSeq and is a predicted model, not a curated record. The transcript is spliced from 2 exons. Gene Ontology annotation, cellular component: cytosol; membrane.
GAGCUUUGAUCGUAGACGGACUGUAAUCCUUACCGUUGCUUCGUAGAUUUUUUUUUGGGUGAAUAAGGAGAAAAAUUACUAUAAUUACCAUCGUGUAUACACACAUAUAGCGCACACACCGCGGUUUGUUCGGAGGAGAGAAGCGCUGCAAAGUGAGAAUUCGAUGUACGUACGAUCCGUAGAAAGGCAAGGCGAGAAAGCGAGUGGCACAAGCGAUCUGUAAGAAAUUUAUUAUGAAGCGCACGACGAGUGAACGAAUUUCGGCGAAUUAGUUUCGAGACAAGCAGAUAGAAAAGCAUUUUUUCGGGAAGAUUAACGCGAACGUAUCUGUCAGUGGAGUGCGUAUAUUUGGCGAUAAGGGGUAUGGAUGCAUAGUUGAACGCUCCUCCUGACACAGAAGUUAGUGUUGGGCCCAAGAGCCUGCUUCACGAGGAACUAGGCUUCAGUGGAUUGUUGAUCUUGUGAAAAGUUUGUGCAUUAUUGCGAAUUUCGAUGUGUGAUGUGACAGUAACUAGUGACGAAAGUCAUAGAAGAGGAAAAUUCACGAGAUUGAUUGUGUUGGGUGUAAGACGGUGGUAGACGAGACACAUAGAAGAAAUUUCAUCAAGCGGGCUGCGACGCGGCAGCAUUUUCAUGCAGAACAGUACGCGCCGCGGUACACACACUGGUGAAGCGCAGCACCACAGACAUAGCGCGACGACGGCAGAUGUACGACGAACAACGUCGCGGUCGUCUUCUUGUUGGUCGUCGUUGUCGUCCCCGUCAUCGUCGUCAGAUCAACGGCAGCAGAAAAACAACAUCGUCGACAACAUCACCGUCGACGUCUUCGUCGUCGUCAGCGGUAGGAGCAGCAUUACUAGGAGCAACCUUAGCACCAGCUUCAGCAAAAGCAUGAAAAGAGCUCUGAAAAAACGCCAACGGUCACAGCAGCGAGCAGCGAGCGAAGAAAAUAUUUUGAAAAGUGAUUUAUUUUUGUUCAUAUUUUUUUCUGGCAACCGAAAAAGAGCAUGAAGAAAAAGUAAGAAGAGUUGAAAAUGCGAAUACAUCUGUAUAUUUAUAAAUGAAAAAUCAAAGUUAAAAAAAAGAAAAAGCGAAAAGCAAGAAAAAGAUUUUUCUUCGAAGUGAUCUAAUGAUUUCAUGAAUGAAAACAACAGGCACACGCAAAGAAGAAAAAAUCGCACGAUAAAAAAGAAGUUUUAUUAAAUCAGUGAAUACUAUGCAAAAGCGAUAGUACGGGAUUUGGAAGAAGUAUAUAAAAAAGUUCAACAAUAUUAAUACACAGAAAUAAAGAAGCAAUUGGAAAAAAAAGUGAGCGAGUCAAAAGUAGUUACAAAUCAGUGAAAGCAACAUCAAAGUUCGCAAAAGUUAAAAGAGCAGUGCAUUUAAAUCUAUCGGAUGAAGGGUUUCGACAGUGCUCCAAAAGUCAGUAAAUUUCUCUUCAUCGGGCUGGCCGGUAAAUCAUGAAUCUAGUGUUUUCGCGCAAAACUAGGAUUAACAUUGGAUCUACCAAGGCGAUAACAGCGACGAAAUCGCAAAACAAGCACCCUUCCGAAGCAGCAGAAGCAGUGGCAGCAGCAACAGUUACUACACUGGUAGUGGCACUCCCUGAAACUCUCCCGAGCGUCAUCAUCGGCAUUGGAUUAACAACGCACCCAUCACGAGCCUGGCAGCACCCGGUUUAAUUGCUUAUUGAUUAUAAGGCGAUUAAAACGAUGACGGAUCUUGGUGGACCACGGUUGAAAAGAACUCAUCGAAGCCGCUAGUGUAACGAGCUACAUGGAUCGCAGAAAUGGCGGCGAUCCUUUGGCGCCUCCUCGGCCCCCUAAGUCCUUGCCUCGUGUUCAUCGUCCCCGGGCUCCCGAGCCGACCAUAAUGAGCGCUGCCAACAGCCAGUCUUCUGUGAAUAAUACGACGAUCAGUACGACUACGAAUCGAAGUCUCCAUAACGUACCGCAACUGUCACCAAAUCCUAGGAAUCUAAGCUCUUCCAGUUCCCCCGUACGAAAUAUAAGUAGCAAUAUUAGUUCAUCAAUUCCACCGCCGUUGCCACCGGCGCCGCAGAUAGCGCCCUUGACGCCACUCCACACCCGAAGCAGCAGCAACAGCAGCAGCCUCAGCAGCAGUAGUCACCAUCAUCCCCCACACCACCACUCCCACUUUCCUAGUAGUCAUAGCGUUAGUAAUAGUUUAGCUCAGCCAGCAAGUACCUUCUCACGACGACGUCCACCGGCAGCUCUACCAACCAUCUCGAUUCCGAGCAUUUUGAACCCAGGCGUAGAGACGACAGCGUCGAACCCGACGACCACGUCUGCCUCAUCCCCGGUCACCCUGGCUGCACCUAGACCAGAGAACGAAAGGCUUACCAACGAGUAUGUCGAUACGCCGUUCAGUAGACUGUCGCCCGCAUCCAACCGUCAACGGGGGCAGCAUGUUGUUGGAUCCGCGUCGACCGCCGGGACGGCGGCGUCUCCAGCGUCCCCUGGGGCACCCAGUAUCGACCAGCACCGUCAACUAUCAGUAUCGCAACAAAUCAACAAUCGAUUACAUUCGCCUAGCACUAUACAUAGUAGCAAUAGUACAACGGUGUCGACCCUCGGUAAGCCAAUCGGAUCCACGGCGACGACUACGACGCUGCACAGCAGCAAUAGGAACUUUAAUAAUAACACAAUCAAUACUAGGCCAAACCAAUUACCACUGGGACACUCGACGGUGUCUGCGGCGGCGGCAACGACAACAACCACAACGGGAACGACCGGCAUACCCUUGUCGGGCGCACCAACGAUACAGUCAGCAACAUUGCCAAUUACCAAACAACCAGUAUCAAACACUUUUAGUAAAGACUCACCGGCAGCCGGUCUGCACGAGCUCGACAUCGAUCUGCACCCGUCUAGUGGUGAUCUACUUAAUUCCAUCACCUGCCCGAACUGUAAAAAGUGCCGGUGCGAGGAAUGCCAACGGCCGAGGCAGCUGCCCUCUCGAUGGUUUUGCGAUAAGACCUGUCUCUGCAGUGCGGAGACCAUUAUCGACUACGCUUCGUGCACAUGCUGCGUCAAGGCACUCUUCUACCACUGUUCAAAGGAUCAGGAAAUGGAACGCGAGAGUGAUACAGUCUCCUGCGCGGAUGAUCCCUGCUCGUGCGUUCCUCAUAAGCGAACGACACGUUGGGGCUGCUUGGCAGCCCUCUCGCUCCCACUGCCCUGUCUUUUGUGCUACUGGCCAAUGCGGGGUUGUGUCGCCGUCUGUGCAAAAUGCUACGCUAAACAUUCCCGACACGGUUGCCGCUGUCAGUCACAGAACGGUAGCAGUCUCGCCGGCAGUAUACUCAGUGGUACUGGUCUGGUGGGAGGUGGACUGGGCGGGGGUGGCAACGGUGGUUCCCAAGGUGGCAACGGUCAGCUGGAUCGUGGCAGCAACAUCAGCAUCAGCAAGUUUUCCGCCGUCAAUAGUACUAGCCCUUUUGGCAAGGGUCACCACCACCACCAUCAUCAUCAUCAUCAUUCGGGGGAUCUAACGCCCGAGAAGCGGCUGCUCGAUUCCAGUCCGGAGUACUGAUAUAUGCUGUAUCUGUAAGCGGGCAACGAAGGAGGCAGCGGCGGCUCCAUUGGCCGCCCGGCUGCCCAUUCUCGAGAAACAGGGCCCGCUGGCAGAGAUCAUCCCGAUCGCAUCCGGCGUUCAACGGUAAACAAUAGUAGUAGUAAUAAUAAUAAAAAAAAAACCUGGCGAGCGCAACAGACAAUGCAGCCGUGCGCGCGUAACUCUCUGGUUAUACGUUUCAGGAGGGAGGAAGCGAAACGUGUAAAAAAACGAAGAGCAAAGUUCGAAGCAUAUAAUAGGAACGGGAGAAAUGUUUUUUAAUUAUAAUUUAACCAAAGACUGCAGACUAUUAUUGAGUUAUGUUUUUGAUAUAAAUAAUGUUUUUUCGUGUAACACAAACAAAACGAACCGAUUUGGGGUAUGCAAAUCUGUAAAUUAUCCAAUAAUAUACGGGCUUAACUAUGGAUUGCUACAUACCUAUCGAAAAAAUGACGGAAGUGAAAAGUCGAAUAAUGAAGUCAAAAUACUUCCCAUGCUACUACUACUAUUACAAACUAACUUCCUACUACUGCUAGGUUUCGUUACAGAAAAAUAUGAAUCAAUACAGCUACAGUUACUAAAGAAAUUCGAGGAGCAGGUUGAUCCAUUAGGACGCGGGAAAGAUAACUAAUUUAUUCUAACUGUAUACAGAUUUUAAGGCAAACAGGCAAUCUCUCAAUUUUCCAGAGAGGUUAAGAUAUUUUUAAUAAUGAGAGUGGAGAAUCUGUUCGCCAAAAAAACAAAUGGCGAAACUUUGCGGUAUAAUGCGCGUUCUCCUUGUGUAUAGGGAAUUAGAUAGAACAUUUUCCAAAUGGCUAGGCUGGGCGGCAUUGGCGAAUUCAGAGCACGAGAGAUUGAUGUUGUGUGAGCGGAUUAACAAGUGUGGGUGAGAGAAAGCAUAACUUGUUUUCCAUUCCUGAAUGACGUAAUUUAUUUCCUACCUUAGAUUUUGUUUCAAGCAAACAAGUGUAUGGAACAUCGCAAGCGAACGACCGUUUCCGCGAUAUUUUAAAAAUAUCGGGGAAAAUGUGAAAGAAUUUGAGGGUAUUUGAGUGCGCCAACAGCCAAAGGUCGGCCGAUAACAGGUAUAGUGCGGAACUGAAAGAGCGAACCCGAGAGUUGAACAAAAUCAUGUAAAUAAUUAUAUAUAUUUAUCCAAAAAACAAUGCGAUUAAUUUAAUGUAGGGCGCCCAUGUGGCAAGCAAAGAAACUAUUUUCUUAAAAAUUGUACGAAUGAAGAAACCUGUAUAUAAUGGUAUAAAAUGAUGAUCCCACAGGAAUGGACUAGAGGAAAAAGAUAAGAACACAUAUUUAUAUUUAAACACACGCGAAAGAGCCACUGAAAACAUGUAAUAUAUUUUGGGAUCGUUCUAGUUUUGCCUGAGGCGAAGCGAGAACGGAUUGUGCGAGUGAUUAUUCCACGUGAGUAGUGUACAUGAAGGAGCGACUGAGAGAGUGCGAGUGUAGUGCGUUAUUCUUUUGUGUAAACAUUUACACACGGGGAAAAAGGAAAGAAAGCAGCAAAUCAGCAUUAUCCGGAUUAAGCUUAAUUGUGUUUCACGGAAUAACAAAAAUUCAUUGAAAAUAGUAAGAAGCGAACACGAAACGACGAAAACAAACGGUCAUAGUUUCCAAAAAGUCGCACGUAGGUUCAAAACCAAGAGAGUUUCGUGUUGUUAGCAGCAGCAGCUUCGGUUCCACGUGGUGGACCCUGGUCACGCCUGUGAACUCAAUUGAGGAAUGACAAGUAUGCGAAAAUUAUCACGCUCCCAAUCACUGACUACCAAUGGAGCAAACAGAAAACAAAAAUAUUCGAACCGAACUCGAACACCAAGGUUCAACAGCGACGGGUGUGAAUGUACUUUUCGCGACCACAACGUCGAUCGCCUCAUAAUGUUGUAGGUACGCUUCGUUCGUCAGUAAAUAUCAGAGUGUCCGGCCCUGGAUCUGAACGGUCCGCAGGGAAAAUCGGUUCAUUGUUAUUUAAAUUGAUAAAAGCGCUGAUUAAAGUGGUGCAUUCACCACGUUUUCGUAUGUUUUUUUUUCAUGUUUCGUUUUUUGGUACUGUAUUGGUGAGGGAAUUUGAGGCAUGGUGCGCUUCAAUGUUUACCGAGGGGCACUUCACGCGGCGGAGCACCUCGCAAUCGAUCGCGGAGGGGCUUGACCGCGCCUCGUCUCUCAAAACAGAACCAACUGAUUGUAUGAACACUUUGGAAUCCGCUCUGCGACGUGUGUAUUGAUGGAGGAGAAUGGAUCCAAUAGCACACGCUAGUCGUGGCCGGCCGGCUGUCCCGUAGAGAGACGUGAAAUAUUUAACCGCCAGUGAUAACCUAUAUGGUUGCAAGCGAACAUAAAUAACAGAUAAUAUUUCAGUCAGUCAGAGCUGAGUGAACGAACGGAGAUCGUAGAGCGAGAAGGGAAAAGCUUGCUUACUGUUCAGUUGCAAUGGCUACGAAAAUGUAUUUAUUGAGUAAAUUAUGCUCUUGACGUAUUUACUCCAAACCAAACUUUCUGUCGAAUAAUUUCAAUUAGUUGAUUUCCACUUUGUAUUCUACAAUCAUAUUACCUACAUGUAAUGCGUGAGUAUUUCUUCGAUAACGUCUGAAGUCCCUAUACUUUUGAGUAAUUAAAUAAACUGCAUAAAUGUUUUAAGAACAUGGUAACAGAAUGGUCAAAACAACCUGAAAAUAUCAGUUUGUAUUACUGAGCGUAGACUCGCCUUCCCCUCGAUGAUCUUGUCCAAAGCUUCCUAGAAAUUGGAAAUAAUCGAUUUUCCUUUUUCCAAGUUCGUUGUGCUCCGGUCGUUUCCCUAUAAAUAUAUAAAUUGUUGAGCGAAACGAAUCAAUAAAGGUCCCAUGCUACAAGCCGUCCAGCUACACAAGCAUUCCAAAAAUCAGGACCAUCUGUUUUGCGCAGAUCCCAACCCGAGACAUAGAGAAAAGAUGAAUGCCACGCUAUCUUUUUUCUUCCUUUUCAGGCGAACUCCGUGUUUUUUAUACUCUCCUUGUGUCCUGUCCGAACAAAUGUCGAUUUUUGAAAGGGAAAUUAUGUUUUAUGUUCACGUUGUUUUUUUUUUCUUUCUGGAAUCUGAGAUAAAAUACUUUCGAGGGUCGUCUGAACUCCGAACAUGAUCGUCGUUCGUUUUCGUCGUCAUCAUCGCCGACCGAAGAACGGUGAUCCCGACGUGAAAUGGAACCCGAAUUUCAUCCGCCCGCCCUAUCCCCGCUCGUAUCGUGUAUGGCGUAAUCCAAGCUUGCCAUACUUUUUUCUCUUCGUUCGAUCGUUCGUUCAUUUUUGUUGAGGAAUCUAUACGUGCCCUGCAUGCAGCAUGAUCGUUUUUUUUAUGAAUUUCCUGUCUAAUUUAUCAAGCCAUGAAAGUCGUCUCCCGGUGCAGUCUAUCUCUCCCUGGUUUCGGAGGGUCCACUCAUCGAACACUGCCAUUGCGAUGACGGGAGUUUGUGUACCAUUGCUGCUGAUGCCGGCAGGAAUGUGAGCAAAACGCAACAAGCGUGUGUAGGAAAUCUCAACUCAAGAGUGGAACAUUUAUCUUCGGGAGAUUUCCUCUUUGGAGAGCCCGGCCCGGACAGAAAAUCCAGACGGCGGUGCACUCGGGCUGAAUGCCGUGCGCUGCCGGCUUUUCAAAACAGGAAACGACUGCCAUUUUCAUUCAUUAAAUUUUCGUUUCUGUUUGUCUGAAAAUGACGAAAGGCGAGAGUGCAAUGCGUCGAAAGUCGUGCCAACGUCGCGAUCGCCGCUAAACUGGCAGCUACGGUGUGGAAGCGUUUAAUACGCUUACUUCGAUGCAAAAUGACGCACUUAGACGCAUAGGGCACUGAAAUGAUCGCAAACCAUGUGUGUCUGUUGCGAUCUGCGAGAGCUUUGUUCACCCACAACAAUUUGGUAAGAACGGCUCGUGUAUGUAGUUGUUACAAUGCAGUAAAGCCCUCUACCUGAUCGUACCAGAAGUAGUCAACCAAAAGCUAGAACACUCAAAUCCACACGGUUGUAUAUUCCGUUUCAACAAUUUGAUCGAAUUAUUACACUCCAUGGAAAUCUAAAUCAACUGUAAUCGAUUAGCGUGCUUCAUCGUCUUUCUUACGAACAAAAAUAAUGAUGCAACCGCGGGAGUGUAAUCGAAAAACAAAAAUUAUUUUUUCACCCGAACCAGAGAGCUAGUAAAAAUUUUGCGUCGCAAUUUUCUUGGCAAACCAUCAUUACCCAUCGCAGCCGAAAUGUAUUCGUUUCGAUAUCUCAGAUGUUCGCGGCACCACUUGGGGUGACGCGCGAUAGUUUACCGAGCCACAUGAUGUCCCGCCAUUGGUGCCUCCCGCACCCAUUCGUAAUCCGCCUCUCUGAUCUAUCGACGUACUUCGCGCGGAGAUGGGAUUUUCUCGCUCAGCUGCCCGCAUCCGCUCUUAUUUUGGUUUGGAUUUGAAUGAGAAUCGGGAUAAAGUGGCGUUAUCGUUUGAUUGAAUUUAAGCCCGAAUGAAAUAUAUUCCUAUUCAUUACUUUUCUUGCUACCUUUCUUUAUUUUUUCACAUCAACACAUGGUCAUUUUUUUGUCAUACCCAUGCGUCUUUCUCUAUCAAUGUAAUAAAUUUACUGAUGAACGGAAGAUGGGUUAUUCUUUUGGUGCGCAUUCAACUUUCUCUCAAUUCCAGUGAGUUAAUGAGAGGUACUCAGGCGUUCGAUCCGCUUUCAAGUGAAGUGAUUUGGCCAGUGCACUUGAUACUAAAUAAGACUUCCAAGACAAGACAAUUUAUCAUUGAACAAAAUCGAGCCAAUUUGAUGAUUUUACCUACCAUUCCCUCAACCUAAAUCGUUAAAUCCGCAUUUCCCUUCCUUUUUGAUCAACGACCAACAAAAAAUACAAACGAAUCGCGCGCUGUCCAACGUAUAAUAUACAUAUGUGUGAGUUUAUUUUUAUUGCUCCUCUUUUAUAAAUAACAUUCAUUCAUAAAAAAAUCUUAUAUUUAAGUUGAGUGAAAAUAAAACGGAUGUUGUAAUUUUUCGUGCUAAAUUUAAAACGAAGAAAAACACGCCGAGAGCUCCAAUCUUCUACUGACUGCUGCUACUGACUAAAAGAGCAUUUGUGAAUGAUGCCAUGAAGCGACCUCCCGUCGCUGUGGGACCGAAGCUGCUACAACAUUCAACUCAAACGAUAUUAUGGAUGGCUCUGAUCAAAUAUCUAUUCCAAAAUAAACCAAGCGUUCCUAAUUAUGUAAAAAAAAGAAUAUACAUCGGAAGAAUUGAAGUAACCGUACCUUGUAGAUUGAUGGAAAAAUUUGACAAAGGAAAAUCCUUACCACGUAAUUAACACCAGAAUUUUUUAAGCAGCUAGAUCAUUCUGUACAUUUCGACCGAUAGAAAGCUUGGCAUAUUUUACAGUACGCCAUGUUUGUAUACUGAAAGUAUAGCAUUAUUAAAUGUAGCCGGGAAAAUCAAUUGAAUUGCCUUAAUGUGAACAAAAACCAAUACUUAUGACGUUUUGUAUGCUCGUCCAAAAAGAAACAAAUUUUCGCCGCGAGUUUGUUAUGCGUUUCUUUCCUUUUGUUUAAUGAUGGAGGCCUUAUUUUGUUAAAAUGUAAACAAGUGUUUUGCGUAAAAUCAAGUGAAGAUGAUUGUAUUUUUUGUUCAUAAACAGAAUAAACCGACUAAUAGGAUGAAAAACAAUUAUGAUGGGUUAAGUUGUUGAGAAAGGUGGUAAACGCUGAAAUGAUUUCGUGUAGGAUUUAAUUUCCAGUAUUAUCUAGUCGUGCAUUAUAAUGUAGCAGGAAUACAAAAAAAAGAUGAAAAACUAGCAGAACAGGAAGACAGAAAAAUAAUUAUUCAGUAAGAUGAUAUACUAAAACACGAAGCAGAAAAACUAAACUCAAAAUCAGAAACAUUGUUGAUACGAUCAAAAAUUUUGAACGAUAAAUAACUAUUGACAUAUUUUUUGGCAAACUUUAAAAAUUUGUUGAUAUGAUUUUUGACAUUUUUCGAAAAAAAAUUGUAGUUGUUAUAUUUACCAUAUUUGUAAUGCGGAAAUUCUGAAUUCAAACCAAGAAGCUAAUAUAAAGUGAAAAAUGUCCAUAAUCUCGAUGUCAGACACAAAAGAAAGCAUAAUCUUAUCAGCAUUAGAAAAAAGUGUAAAUUAAAAAAAAAGUGAAGAUAAUUAAAAAGAAACAACACAUGCGCUAUAUGAUAUAAAAUAAAGUGGAAUCAUUACAUUGUCAACUGUACCUAAGCUGUUAUUUUUUAAAUAAAUGGAAGAAAUUAAACAAACUUGAAUGAUGUCAAAUAUAUUAUCAAAUUCCUAACAAGCCUUUAACAAUGUCUCUCAUCCUAAACCGGUAACUUUUACACAGAACACAAGCACUUACUAUUGAAAUGUGUGAGCUGCGAAACACAAAAAUACUCUCAUACUCCUCCCAUUUAAAGUACACCGUUAUAACUUUAUUUUAUCAUUUAACUAAUUAUCAAAUCAGACCAUUCUGCUCCCAUCUACAUCAACAACAAAAAACGAUCAGUACACAUUUUCAUACCCACAUACUCAGGCUCGCACCUAAUAAACAUCAGAAAACAGGCAUUCGUUGAAAUUUCCCAUGUUCUCAAAAAGUAGCUAUGCAAUAUUGUCGACACUCUCACGUAAACAAAAUCCAGAACACUGAAGCAAAAACUUAACUGUCCAUUAUGGAACAAAAAUGAGUUCACCGUCAGAUUUGGCUUACUAAAACCACACAAGCAAACCUUGCAGAGCAGUAUAAUAACCACUCGAUGAGAAUCAACUGCAACCUAAACAAAAAUUCUACAGUAAAACUAUUUGAAUAAGAGAAAAAAAGAAUGAAGUAAAAAAAAUGUUUCUUUUUUCGUUUGGUAGAUAACAAAAGAAAUGACGUAUAUGCGAACAUAUGGGACAAAAAGUCAGAGGAAAAACAAAAACACGCGGAUGCGAGGGAUGCUAAAGGGAAAAUCGUAAAGAAAAACAAAUGAAAGUUGAAAAGUAUGAAAAUUCUACUACAUAAACGCUGUGUAAAUUUAUGUACAUACUUAUAUUAUUUCUUUUUUGGAGAAUUAUAAUUAUUAUCUAAUGUUAAAAAUAAUAACAAUACGACCAAUUGAAAAAAAUUAAA